AGAGCUUCCAUUUGCACAGAUCGAUCGCGAGAGUCGAUACGCGGAAAAGUUCGCCCGGAAUUUGGACCGUCGACCGAGUUUUCACGGCAGAUAAACGCAGAAGAAUAUUCGCUUGUCAUCAUGAUGGGAUCGACGAUUUUCGUACUCUUCGCAUCGCUUGGACUCGCGUUGGCCAGACCAUCCCUCCUCGGGCUUCCAUCGCUGGCUUACACGAGUUUACCAUCCGGAGGAGCCCCCGUUGGUCCUGACGGAAGAGUGGUCGACACCCCGGAAGUGGCCAUCGCUAAAAUCCAACACGCCGCCGCUCAGCUCAACGAACGCUCGCACCUCGCCAACGCUGCCACGAGAUCCGGCGACUUGGCCGGCCUCCUGGUCUCUCAAUCCGGUCUUCUCAGAGCCCUCGCAUCGCCCGAUCUCGGAGGGGCUAGUCUCGCCCUCGCUUCCCUCGUUUCUGACAGCCCCGACGGCGCACCCGUUGGAUCCGACGGACGCGUCGUCGAUACUCCUGCUGUCGCUCAUGCCAAGGCUCAACACGCUGUCGCCCACCUCCACGAAAAGUUGAACCUCUCCAACGAAGCUGCCAGAAAUUCUGGACUGAUUUCAAUCUCCGCGCCAUCCGCACUCGCUCUGCGUUUGUAAACAUUAUUUACUUUUGUUCCUUCGAGCUCUUUAUUUCGCUACGAUCGAUGUCUCCCUUCACGAAAGAUUCUACUUCAUAAAUGUAACGUGUUAUAUGCUACCGUCUUCGACUCUCUUCUGUUCUUUGUCUUUUCACCUAAUCUCGUAUUCUUGUACGAAACAUGAAAGCAUGAAGCAAUAAACCAAUGAUACCAGGAA
Messenger RNA from Venturia canescens, 837 nucleotides. Its product is annotated as cuticle protein 18.7-like. The transcript has a single exon. Bases 121 to 639 code for a protein of 172 amino acids. NCBI's taxonomy places the organism in Eukaryota, Metazoa, Arthropoda, Insecta, Hymenoptera, Ichneumonidae. The record is from RefSeq and is a predicted model, not a curated record.